AUGAGCAGCAUGAGCGGCCCACCAGGCUCAUACUAUCCCGACUUCCCGGUCCCGGUCGCCUUCAACGCGUUCGCCAACCCCGCCGAGGCCGUCGCCGCCGUCGUCUCCAGCCACGCCCAGGGCAUCAGCGCCGCCUUCCAGUCCUCCACCGCCGGCAACCCUCCGGGCAGCCAUGGCAUCGCCCCGUCCGCCAACGCCCUCCUCGACCCCCACAACCCCGACCUCGGCCCGACCAAGCACUGCAGCGUCCGCGGAUGCAGCGUGCUCCUCAGCGCGAAUGCCCUCACCAAGAUGUGCGACGGCUGCCGCGAGCGCCAUCGCGAAUACGCCCUCACCAAAAGGCGCAAGAGGAAGGCGGAGAAGGCCGCGGUGUUGGCCGCCGCCGCCGCCGCCGCCGCCGCGUCUGGCAGCGCAGGCGGUCAAGUGGAGGCGAUGGACAUGGAGCCCGUGUGGGAGCCGCAAGCGAUCGAGCCCGGUCAUCCGACGAGUGAGGCGGUCAAGGCCGUCGUCAGCCAGCUCGCGGGCAUCGGUCCGCGAACGGUCAACCACGGUGACGGCGGCGGGGACAGCUACCGGUACCAUGCUCGCGUACACCAGCACAGCGGCAGCCAGGAGCGUGCGCACGAGCACGAACGGCAGCAGGAUCGCGAUCAGGAGCAAGACCAGACGCCUUGGCUCGAUCCUGCGCUCUACGCAUCCCCCGGACAUGCCCAUUCGUCUUCCUCGGAGCUUGCGGGCGCGUUGACGCUGCCUACCCUUCACUCCCGACCGUCCCACUCCCCGGCUCAUCACGGCCAUAACCCGGCUUUCGCAGCAGGAGGGCACGCUCACGCUUACAACGACCAUUCGCCGUCGCCCUUCGCGGAUCACACCCCGGAACAGAUAGCCACGGCCGUCGCCGCCACUUUCGCCGCGGUCGCUGCCAAUGCCGCCGGGAACCCGAACGCGCUCGCGGGGUCGUCGACGUCUACUUCGGCCGCGGGGAGCGCCAACAACGGGUCGAGUCAUCUGCCCCCACGGUACUGCUCCGUGAAAGGCUGCAAGGUGCUCGUACCGGGCGACUACCUGUACAAGAUGUGCGAGGCUUGUCGCGAUCGGUAUCGCAACUAUGGGAAUACGAAGCGAGCCAAAUGGAAAGCGCAAAGCACCGCCGCCAGAACCCACCUUGCCCUCCUCGACAAGGUGCGCGAGGAGGAAGAGAAACGACGGGCUGAAAACGGGCUUGAGAGUCUGGGCACACUAGGCCUCGAGGAGCAGCGCGCCUGGGAAGAACGCGUGCUCCGGGAGCUCAAGAUGCAGCUUCCGCCAGACGCUUUCGUAUCUCCCGACCCUCCUCCUCCCCCGCCCCACGCGUCCGAUUCCCUCGACGGUCAGAAUGCGACCGCAGACCAGAGCAUGCCCGGGUCGUCGACCGCGGAUCACGAUUCGUAUGCUCAGGCUGGACCCUCCUCCGCGCCGACGGCGAUGGGGAUCUCGCCCAUCAUCCGGAUGUGCAGCGUGAGCCACUGCAAGGCGCUCCUCCCGGCCACCCACAAGUACAGGCGGUGCGAGGCGCACCGGGUGCAGAACCGGAUGCACAGUCGGCUGAAGCGCGACCGGGAGAUCGAGAGGAAGACGAAGGGGAACAGGGAGCUGAUGGAGACGCUCGGCGGGAUGCCGGGUAUGGGUGGUGGUGGUGGAGGAGACGGGUCUGAUGGGGGUGGGGUCGAUCCGGGUAUCGGGAUCGGAGUCGGAGUGGGCGAGUGGGCGCUCGAGACGGGCGGGAACAGCGGGAUGGGGAACCGGUACAUCGUCGGGCGUGGAUCGUCGACCGCCGGUGAGGAUGGCGAUGGCGCUGGUUCUUCGGCCGUGAUCCCGAUGGCGGAUCCGCAAGAGCACCAACUUCCGCAGGAGUACGACGAUCGCGGUGUGCCGAUCCCGCCUGCGAUACGUGGUGCGCGGCGGACGAACUUUGUGUGCUCCGUCGCCAAGUGCUUCAACCUGCUUAGUCCGCGCAGCCCGUGGAAGAUGUGCGACGGUUGUCGGGAGCGCGAUCGCGAGGUGCGGGGCAGGCUGGAGAAGCUGAGGAAGGAGGGCGUGGAAGUGUGCGCCACGCGGGGGUGCAAGGAGUUGCUUAGACUGAAGGAGAUCAAGGGCGGGAUCGAUAAGUUGAGGUUCUGCGAGCAGUGUCUGAAGGCACGCGAGGAGACGGAGAAGGAGAAGGAGGAGAAGGCUCGGGCCCGAGAGGAAAGGGAACAGAAGGCGAAGGAAAGAAGGGAAGAAAGGGAUCGGAUGAAGGAGGAGAAAGAGAAGGAUCGGGAGGAGAGGGUACGGGAAAGGGUGAUGAGGGAGACGAUCGAGCGUGAAGCAAUCGAACGUUCAAGGGUCCAGAGUAGGACCUCGCAAUGCGCUGAGGAGCCAGGAGGAAGCGCUAGCGAGGCAUCGAUGAACGACGAUACCGGUGCGCUUCAGGGAACAGAUCCCGCACCAGAAACGGACGCGUCCGCUCUGCCGAAGAAGCCGUCGCAAAAGGCCAGAGCGGCACUGAAAAGGAAAGCGGAAGUUGCCAAGUCGGACUCGGGAGUAUCGUCCCCAGCGGAUACAGGAGCAGCUGCGGCCUCGAGCAGCGAAGAGGCCUCUCAGGCCUCCGACGAAGGUGCUGCGUCUGCCACGCCGAUCGUAUGCAUCCCUCGCGUCGUGAAACCGCCGCCUCCGAGCGGCACCUUCGCGUACGGUACCUCGUUGCAGAACUCUCCGCCGCCUUUACCGCCUUUACCGCCAGCACCACCGCCUCCUGCGGCAUCCGCACCACCUGUCUCCCAACCGACCGCACCUCCAUAUCCGGUCACGUUCUACGCGCCACAUCCGUACGGUAUGAUGCCGCCGUAUGCCGUGCAAGGACCCAACGGAGAGACCUACCCACCGCCGCACGCGUAUCCAUAUGGAUUUCCGAUGCCUCCGCACGCGUUCGGGCCCCCCGGGUCACCUCCGAGCGCGCCGGCGGGGACCGCCCCUACUGGCAAGGACGGCUCGCCUUCAACUUCACCGCCGAUGGUGUACCCACCAUAUCCGUAUCCGUUUUACCAAUACCCACCUCCUCAGCCCGGCGCGUCGACCAGGGGCUACACGGCGAUCCCCUUGUCGCUUCCUACGGCAAGUUCCGACGAGAGCGCGAAAACCAAGGCGUCGACGAACGCGGCAGAGGUGCAAUGGAGCCCAUUCGCUCCGCAACCGGUGUCGGCCUUGCCCAUGACCACGCCUAUACCUACAGGCGCGUCCGCCGGUACGACGCAUGGUACCGUCGGCCGAGGCCUGAUCUGGGCGGAGGUGCGGACUCAGGAGAAUCAGCCCGAGGACAAAGACAAGAACAAAGCUGGGUCCCGUGAAAGGGCGAAAAGACGUAAAGUGCUGCUAACCGACGAAGAGGCGGUCAUCGAGCAGGCCAGGAUCAUGGCCGCCAGUGCGCAAGCAGCGCCAAAAGCACAAGACGAGACAACUGCUACUGAAGACGUGCACGGAGAGAUGCCCCCUGAAGAUGCUGCGGCGUCCACGACGUUCGAUGCGCCUUUUGAGGACCCCUCGGCCACGAAAGAGGAGACGCAUACUUGUGGCAACAAAUUAUGCAGUCGACCUUUGCCAGCGAACGCCGUCGGUACGCUCUGUAACAAGUGCAAGGCGCGGCUGAAGAAGCGUCAGACCAAAGCAAAGCAAAAGUUCCACUUGGAGCCGAGAAGGGCUAUCGUCGCCACCCCGAGCACAUGAAUGCGAAAAAGUGCUGUAACUUAUUUUUCAAAUAUGAUUGGUCGCGCGCUGUAACAUCGAUUUGAUUAACGGUUCGCUUUCUGCUACUUGCCCUCUGGGCCAAGUAGCCUAUUUGAUUGUGUAAUUUUGAGAGAAGACGGAAAGUGCGGUUGUCCUAAAGCUUCAAGCUUCACCUGCCAUGUAC
This is a messenger RNA of Punctularia strigosozonata HHB-11173 SS5, 3925 nucleotides long. RefSeq lists its product as uncharacterized. The record is from RefSeq and is a predicted model, not a curated record. Gene Ontology annotation, biological process: mRNA 3'-end processing. The transcript has 6 exons. The coding region runs from base 1 to 3741 and encodes 1246 amino acids. Gene Ontology annotation, cellular component: RNA polymerase II, holoenzyme. Gene Ontology annotation, molecular function: RNA polymerase II complex binding. Lineage: Eukaryota; Fungi; Basidiomycota; Agaricomycetes; Corticiales; Punctulariaceae.